Messenger RNA from Anopheles moucheti, 465 nucleotides. RefSeq lists its product as uncharacterized. NCBI's taxonomy places the organism in Eukaryota, Metazoa, Arthropoda, Insecta, Diptera, Culicidae. The coding region runs from base 1 to 465 and encodes 154 amino acids. The transcript is spliced from 3 exons. The record is from RefSeq and is a predicted model, not a curated record.
AUGCAAGAAGUUGUGCAGCAAUUGCAGCAAGACAAUUCACUGUACGCGUCGUCGCACGAAGAGGGUCUGCAGCGUGUACUAACUUCGAGGUAUGUGCUGAUUGGCAACACGGGAACGGUCCGCAUGGCCAUGGAAACCCUGGACGAGAGGCAACGUUGUAUCAUCACUGAAAAUGAUUUGUACGGCAUGGAGGAGAUGAUCGCGCUUAGGGUACCGUCAACCUACGCAUACCGUAAAAUGAUCAACUACGAAAUCCUGCGAUACUAUUCGAAUGGCAUAAACAACCGCAUGAGGGAAGCAAUGAAGCCUGAUCUAAACUUUUGUUUCAAGAGGAAUCGUUUCUAUCGCAUUUCUGUGAACAGCAUGCUAUUUCAGCAUUACUUAUUCGGAACGGGUUUUAUAUUAGCUAUUGCCUUGCUGGGAAUGGAGGUUUUGUAUUAUCACUUGAAGAAAAGGGUGCGUUAA